Messenger RNA from Recurvomyces mirabilis, 570 nucleotides. RefSeq lists its product as uncharacterized. The transcript has a single exon. The record is from RefSeq and is a predicted model, not a curated record. Lineage: Eukaryota; Fungi; Ascomycota; Dothideomycetes; Mycosphaerellales; Teratosphaeriaceae. Bases 1 to 570 code for a protein of 189 amino acids.
AUGAAAGAGAACGCCGAACCAUACGGCGGAGUACACGACAGAGAUGAUUUUGAACGACGACUUUAUGGGAAUGGGGAUGAGAAUGAUGCAUAUCUCUUCGACCGGUGGUUUAGAGAGGGAAGAUCACCACCGGGCCAAGGUCGAAGGCGCGCGGCCCACAGAGGCCACGGAGAAGAUGAGUUUCUUUGUGAGGAGGAAUUGAGGCGGGCUGAGGGUAGACGAGGCUAUGGUAGGGACGACUUUCAUGGAGGUCAUGGAGUUGGUAUGGAGGAUCUUUUUGGUGGCUAUGGGGAUGAGACGGACUAUGGGAUGGAUGAUCAUUAUGGAGCAUGUGGUAUGGAUGACAUCUAUGGAGGCUAUGGUGGUGCUGGCGGAAUAGCUUAUGAUAUGGACGACUUCUACGGAGGAUUUGGCGGGCUGGGCCACGGUGUUGACGACUUCUAUGGGGGCCGUGGGGUCGUGAAUAAUUACUAUGGAGGCUACGGUGGCGGAUGGAUAGGCUAUGGGAUGAAUGAUCUCUACGGCGGCUACGACCGCGGUAUGGGUCAUGGUAUGUAUGACUACUACUGA